This is a messenger RNA of Rubroshorea leprosula, 1736 nucleotides long. The record is from the annotation of a GenBank genome assembly. NCBI's taxonomy places the organism in Eukaryota, Viridiplantae, Streptophyta, Magnoliopsida, Malvales, Dipterocarpaceae.
AUCUCCUCCGCCCUUUUUCCUGGCACAACGAUCUCUUCUUCUGAUCUUCCUUCACCGCGAUUCUCUCCUUCUCCGAUUGUCCCUCACGAUUGCCCCUUUUCCAAUUCUCCCUUAGUUAAAAAUUUGAGAGUAGAGCAACGAGCAGGCUUCUUCUGAUUUUUCUUAUUCUGAUCCUCUUCCAAUUGAGACCUAAGUGAGAAGAGCACUGAUUUUGAGAGGUUCUGAGCCUUGUACACCUGAGGGACCCACUCACAAGUGUACAACGUCUAUUUUGCUCCUGGUUUGGGGCAUUACAGAUCAGCAGGGAAAAAUGAACAAUGGAGCGGAUAAAAGAUUGAAUAGAGGAGCAGAGGAGGAUGAAGAUGAUGAAGAUGAUGGGGAUGGGCUUGAAGCAUGGGAGAGAACAUAUGCAGAUGAGAGGUCCUGGGAGUCUCUGCAAGAGGAUGAGUUAGGUUUCCUUCGCCCCAUUGACAACAAGGCCAUUUACCAUGCUCAGUACCGCCGGCGCCUUCGUUCUCUUUCUUCCUCUGCAGCUGCUACUAGGAUUCAAAAGGGCCUCAUCCGCUAUCUCUACAUUGUCAUUGACCUCUCCCGGGCAGCUGCAGAGACAGAUUUUCGACCAAACCGGAUGGUUGUUGUUGCAAAACAUGUUGAAGCUUUCAUUAGGGAGUUUUUUGACCAGAAUCCCCUUAGUCAAAUUGGCCUGGUGACAAUAAAAGAUGGUGUUGCUCACUGUUUGACAGAUCUUGGUGGCACUCCUGAGGCCCACAUCAAAGCUUUGAUGGGCAAGCUGGAAUGUUCAGGCGAUUCUUCUCUACAAAAUGCAUUAGACCUUGUACAUGGGUAUCUGAAUCAAAUUCCAUCAUACGGUCAUCGUGAAGUUCUUAUACUAUAUUCUGCUCUCAGUACUUGUGAUCCUGGAGAUAUAAUGGAGACUGUCCAAAAAUGCAAGAAAUCUAAAAUAAGGUGUUCAGUUAUUGGCCUCGCUGCAGAAAUGUUUAUAUGCAAACAUCUUUGCCAGGAAACUGGUGGUAUGUACUCUGUUGCUUUGGAUGAGGCACACUUCAAAGAGUUGAUAUUGGAGCAUGCCCCACCCCCACCAGCCAUAGCAGAAUUUGCAAUUGCUAAUCUGAUCAAGAUGGGAUUCCCACAAAGAGCGGCAGAGGGUUCUAUAUCUAUUUGUUCAUGUCACAAAGAAGCUAAGGUUGGUGCUGGGUACACAUGUCCAAGAUGCAAGGCUCGUGUAUGUGAGCUGCCUACUGAGUGCCGCAUUUGUGGAUUAACGCUUGUUUCUUCUCCCCAUUUAGCAAGAUCAUAUCAUCAUCUCUUUCCUAUACCACCGUUUGAUGAGGUUCCUCUAUCACGUCCUAAUGAUCCAAAUCAAAAGGCAAAGCGAAAUUGUUUUGGAUGCCAGAGCCUUCUUAGUCCAGGAAACAAACCUGGCCUUUCUGUUGCCUGCCCAAAGUGCCAACAGCAUUUCUGCCUUGACUGUGACAUUUAUAUUCACGAGAGUUUGCACAAUUGCCCAGGUUGCGAAAGCUUAAGGAAUUCUAAGUCAGUCAUUGCAAAUGAAACAUGAUAAUGUCACAACCAAGGUUUUAGAUUUUGAUUCCAACCACACCAUAUGGUGUUUGUUUCUUGUCUGUUCAUCGAUGCUAGUCUUCUAACUCUUUUUUUGGCCAGAAUAAUUUAUUUACAUAUUUAGAUGAGAAUGUUCCGUCCUGAUAGGCCUGCUG